Loxodonta africana (African savanna elephant) is the source of this 2866-nucleotide messenger RNA. RefSeq names its product IKAROS family zinc finger 1 (gene IKZF1). Gene Ontology annotation, biological process: regulation of transcription by RNA polymerase II. Gene Ontology annotation, cellular component: nucleus. The transcript has 9 exons. The record is from RefSeq and is a predicted model, not a curated record. Gene Ontology annotation, molecular function: RNA polymerase II cis-regulatory region sequence-specific DNA binding; DNA-binding transcription activator activity, RNA polymerase II-specific. NCBI's taxonomy places the organism in Eukaryota, Metazoa, Chordata, Mammalia, Proboscidea, Elephantidae. Bases 859 to 2469 code for a protein of 536 amino acids.
GAGGAGACAUUAACAGCGCAGUGCUGUGUAUUAUCAGUGAAAUAGAAUGGCAAAUGAAAGAAGCUCGGCAGAAAGUGUUUAAUUGGAGAGGCGGGGGCUGUCCUGUUUGGGAGAUUCUCCCUAGUGGUUACUCCUGAGAAGACCUGAAAGGAAAGGAACCUAGUGAGGCCUAAGCUGCAGGCAGCUGCCAGGCUGUUUCAGCUAACUUUUUCCCCCCUUGCUUUAUAGUGAUAAAUAGUGGAUGCCUAAGGUGUCUUCAGACAACCACCUGGUGAUAAACUGUUAAAAAUGGUAAAGACCCUAAGUCCCAGGUGUGGGGUGGGGUGUCUUCCUUGCUGUUGCAGGCCUGGUCUUAUUUCCUUUCCCCUUGGCCAUUUCUGACUUUGGGGAACUCAGCGAUUCCUGUUGACUAAAAGAGCACACUCUCCUACCACAAGCCUGACAAAUCAGACGUCCAAAUAAUUUCUGAACUCACUUUGGUUAGGGCAGGAAGCACAGGCUCCUUUUCUGUCUGUGUUUUCCUGCGAGAAAACUUAUCUUCCCUCCUUUUUUGCAUAUUUGGCAAGUGGUUUGCCGGAGACCAGCCUGAAGGCAGCAGUGGAACUUUGGGGAGGAGGAAGCAGGAGGCCUGCAGCAGGGUCCCUUCCCAGAUGGACUGAGUUAGAGGGGAUUUCAGGGAACACUGGGUCCGGAGGCCCGGAUCCUCAAAGUCUGGAUUCGGGUGGGAAACGCAGCUCUCCUUCAGGCUCUGGGAGACACAGGAGGUCAUUGAUACCCUAAGAACAAUGGAAGCUGAUGACGGCCAAGAUAUGUCCCAAAUUUCAGGGAAGGAAAGCCCUCCCAUAAGCGAUACUCCGGAUGAUGGCGAUGAGCCCAUGCCUGUCCCUGAGGACCUGUCCACCACUUCCGGAGGGCAGCAGAAUUCCAAGAAUGAAAGAGGUAUGGACACUCCCAUCUGGACCUAUGGUGAGGGCAGGCACGUCAUUCCUACCACCCACCACCACGUAUCCCAUGCCUGCCAUCAACGCCCCCUGCAGGCGAACACAUCUCAGCCCAAGGUGCGCCCCUGCCAGUAAUGUUAAAGUAGAGACUCAGAGUGAUGAAGAGAAUGGGCGUGCCUGUGAAAUGAAUGGGGAAGAAUGUGCGGAGGAUUUACGAAUGCUUGAUGCCUCAGGAGAGAAAAUGAAUGGCUCCCACAGUGACCAAGGCAGCAAAGCUUUGUCAGGAGUUGGAGGCAUUCGACUUCCUAACGGAAAACUAAAGUGUGAUAUCUGUGGGAUCAUUUGCAUCGGUCCCAAUGUGCUCAUGGUUCACAAAAGAAGCCACACUGGAGAACGUCCUUUCCACUGUAAUCAGUGCGGCGCCUCUUUCACUCAGAAAGGCAAUCUCCUGCGCCACAUCAAGUUGCAUUCAGGAGAGAAGCCCUUCAAGUGCCACCUCUGCAACUACGCGUGCCGCCGGAGGGACGCCCUCACGGGCCACCUGAGGACCCACUCCGUUGGUAAACCUCACAAAUGUGGAUAUUGUGGCCGAAGCUAUAAACAGCGAAGCUCUUUAGAGGAACAUAAAGAGCGCUGCCACAACUACUUGCAAAGCAUGGGCCUUCCAGGCACGCUGUACCCAGUCAUUAAAGAAGAAACUAAUCACAGUGAAAUGGCAGAAGACCUGUGCAAGAUAGGAUCAGAGAGAUCCCUCGUGCUGGACAGACUAGCAAGUAACGUCGCCAAACGUAAGAGCUCUAUGCCUCAGAAAUUUGUUGGAGAGAAGUGCCUGUCAGAUUUACCCUACGACAGCAGCACCAGCUACGAGAAGGAGAACGAGAUGAUGUCAUCGCAUGUGAUGGACCAGGCCAUCAACAACGCCAUCAGCUACCUGGGGGCUGAGUCCCUGCGCCCCCUUGUGCAGACGCCCCCGGGGGGCUCUGAGGUGGUCCCGGUCAUCAGCCCCAUGUACCAGCUCCACAAGCCCCAUGGGGACGGUCCCCCGCGUUCCAACCACACAGCUCAGGACAGCGCCGUGGAGAACUUGCUACUGCUCUCCAAAGCCAAGUCGGUCUCUUCCGAGAGAGAUGCUUCCCCAAGCAACAGCUGCCAAGACUCCACAGACACCGAGAGCAAUAACGAGGAGCAGCGCGGUGGCCUCAUCUACCUGACCAACCACAUCAACCCCCACGCCAGGAACGGCCUGUCCAUCAAGGAGGAGCACCGGGCCUACGAUGUGCUGCGAGCGGCCUCCGAGAACUCCCAGGACGCCUUCCGCGUGAUCAGCCCCAGCGGCGAGCAGAUGAAGGUGUAUAAGUGCGAACACUGCAGGGUGCUCUUCCUGGACCACGUCAUGUACACCAUCCACAUGGGCUGCCACGGCUUCCGUGAUCCUUUUGAGUGCAACAUGUGCGGCUACCACAGCCAGGACAGGUACGAGUUCUCCUCCCACAUCACCCGCGGUGAGCAUCGUUUCCACAUGAGUUAAGCUACUCUGCCGGAAGCAGGUGGAUUGUAGCACUCUGCUUCCAGAGUGGCAGGGGCCACCCUCCAAGAAAAGCACAAUCACCCAUGAACAGAAAAUGCAUAAAAGAACUGCUACCUUCUCCCCUUCUGGCCAGCAGCGUGAACUGGAUGAUGUGUUUUGGUUUUUAAGGUGUUUUGAGUUUUUGUUGUUGUUGUUGUUUUGGGUUUUUUUUUUUUUUUCCUUAAAUUGUUUGGUUUGCUUUUGAAAACAGUGAGAAUUUUAUUGUUAGAUGCAGGGUUACAUUUGAAGCACCCAGAACUGUUUUCUUACUAGACAUUUCCAUAGAUGGCUAGCUGAAAUCCCUUCACCUCUUGUUUUGUAAUUCCCCUCCUCCAAACAAUUAAAAAAAAAAAACAAU